Molecule: messenger RNA, 2157 nt
Organism: Durio zibethinus
Lineage: Eukaryota; Viridiplantae; Streptophyta; Magnoliopsida; Malvales; Malvaceae
Source: RefSeq, a predicted model, not a curated record
AUGGCUGUGGGAUUGGUUGGUAUGGGUAAGGGAAAGCAUUAUUCAAGGCUUGUUGUGGAUCAAAACUUAGAGGAUAUAGAGGGUCGACCACUUCUUGUGAUGGAGGGCCCUAGUCAGCAGCAGUUAGUUUAUUCACAUCCUUUCCCUCUUCUUAAAAAAUGGUCAUGUAUAGUCGAUGCGAUCAUGGCCAUCAAGGUCGCAUACAGUAUAAACCGAGCAGAUUGGCAAGGAGACCUAUGUCUCCCCAGAGAGUUUAGGUGGAAUGGCUUAGUCUGCAGGUUCAACAGUACUCCAAGGAUCAUUUCAAUAAACUUGAGCGCAAGUAAAUUAACAGGGGAGAUAUCUUCGUCAAUCUCUAAUCUCCAAGAGUUAGAGUCUCUAGACCUGUCGUACAACGAAUUGACGGCCAUACCAAAAGUUUUGGCACAAUUGCCAAAGUUGAAAGUUCUAAAUUUGUCUGGAAACAAGCUCACAGGUUUAAUUCCACAGUCUCUCAAGGACAUGUGCGACAAUGGAUCUUUGCUUUUAAGGUGGGAUGAAAAUCCAGAUUCAUGCCUAAUGGAACCAUGUACUAGAAAGAAAAAAAAUGUUCCUGCUCCCGUUGUUGCAACCAGUGUUUCUUCGUUGGUCCUCCUCGUCCUCUUAGGCGUUCCGUUUAUCUUUCCCUAUAUCAGAAUGAGAAGACAAGGAGGUCUUGUUAUCGCCAGGGAAGGAUCAUUGAUUUCAAAGAAUAGACCCUUUACUUACUCUAAGAUUGUUAACAUUAGUGCUAACUUCACAAGCGUAAUUGGAGAGGGAGGAUUUGGAAAAGUUUACCUUGGUACUCUAAAAGAUGGCACUAGAGUCGCUGUCAAGUUACUCUCCCCUUUGUCGAAGCAAGGGCAUAAGGAAUUUCGAGCAGAUGCUCAACUCUUAAUGAUUGUUCACCAUAAAAAGCUCGUUUCUCUCAUCGGUUAUUGUGAGGAGGAUGGAAAAAUGGCACUGGUUUAUGAGUAUAUGGCUAAUGGAAACUUGAGGGAGCAUUUAUCAGGGACUGAAUCAAAGACUUUGAUUUGGAAAGACAGGCUUCAAAUUGCAGUAGACGCUGCACAUGGGUUAGAGUAUCUGCAUAAUGGUUGCACCCCACCCAUAGUCCACCGAGAUUUGAAAACUUCCAACAUCUUGUUGACUGAAAAUAUGCAAGCUAAGAUAGCUGAUUUUGGCCUGUCUAAAGCUUUUGCGACAGAAAAUGCUUCUCACAUAUCAACUCGUCCUGCAGGCACACCUGGAUACCUUGACCCUGAAUUUCACAAGUCAGGAAACCCAUAUAGAAGAAGUGACAGUUACAGUUUUGGGAUAAUUCUGUUUGAGCUUAUCACUGGCCAGCCAGCAGUACUAAGAGGUUCAGAAUACAACAUUCACAGACUUCAAUGGGUGACUCCUGCAAUCGAAAGACGCGACAUUCAGAGCAUCGUUGAUCCUAAAUUGAGAGGCGAAUUCAACAUCAAUGCUGUCUCGAAAGCUGUGGAGAUAGCGAUCGCAUGUACACUGCCAACUUCAAACAAAAGGCCAGAUAUCAGUCACGUGCUAGCAGAACUUAAGGAUUGUUUGGCUCCAGAUCCGAUGGCCCCUAAAAACCCUCCGAUAAUGCAGACCACCAAUCUAAUAAUAACUUCCUGCCACUCACCCUCAAAAGCCCCUUCGGGUGGUGUUGACUCAUAUGCAGCUUCCAGCCCCAGAUUUCACAAGUCAGGAAACCUAAAUAGAAGAAGUGACAUUUACAGUUUUGGGAUAAUUCUGUUUGAGCUUAUCACUGGCCAGUCAGCAGUACUAAGAGGUUCAGAAUACAACAUUCACAUACUUCAAUGGGUGACUCCGGCAAUCGAAAGAGGCGACAUUCAGAGCAUCGUUGAUCCUAAGUUGAAAGGCGAAUUCAACACCAAUGCUGUCUGGAAAGCUGUGGAGAUAGGGAUGGCAUGUACACAGCCAACUUCAAACAAAAGGCCAGAUAUCAGUCACGUGUUGGCAGAACUUAAGGAUUGUUUGGCUCCAGAUCAGAUGGCCCCUAAAAACCCUCAGACGAUGCAGACCACCAAUCUAAUAAUAACAUCCUGCCACUCACCUUCAAACGCCCCUUCGGGUGGUGUUGACUCACAUGCAGCUCCCAGCCCCAGGUAA